AUUGUGCGACAGGCCGCGGCGCGAGCGGGGCCUCACUCCACUAGGAAAACGGUCUGGGCACGAGAGAACAGGUGAGGAGAGAAACUGAACCACGGAACGACCGCACACCGGCUCCCGCUUUAACGGCCGAACACACAGGGCACGAGCGGCGGUGAACAACCGGCGAAGAAGACGUGAAAGAGUCGCGUGCAUGUGGAGAGCGGGUUGUUGGCAGCUCGCGAGCAGAGCAGCUAACAUCGUUAGCCGAGGCUAGCUUUUGUAAUCCGCCGGCCAGACACUCACACCCGAACCGGGAUACUGCCGGGUUUCAAGUCGGGCCGCACAUCUGCAGAAAGGUCAGAAGAAGAAUCAGCGGGGGCGGCAGGAGGCUGGUUCUGGAGGCGAGGCCAAAGGACCAGACUCAAUGAGUUUCCAGCGAAAUGUCCGAGAAGUCAGGGCAGAGCACCAAGGCAAAGGAUGGCAAAACAAAGUAUGCAACCCUUAGCCUCUUCAACACCUACAAGGGCAAAUCUCUGGAAACCCAGAAAACUGCAGUGGCUGCCAGACAUGGGCUCCAGAGUUUGGGCAAAGUUGCUGUCAGCAGGCGCAUGCCCCCUCCAGCCAACCUGCCCAGCCUGAAAGCCGAGAACAAGGGAAACGACCCGAACGUCAACAUUGUCCCCAAAGACGGUAGUGGCUGGGCAUCUCGACCUGAAGCCGGGGACGAGAGGCAACAGGAGACUCCCCCACCCCAGAUCAAACCAGUGGUGCUCCAGACUCAGGAGCCGACUGUUGGGGUGAGCCGAUCCUGGGCCAACAGCAAGCAGACACAGCUGGACGGAGCUCCUCGUGUGAGCAGCCAUUUUCACCAGGAGUUUCCCAGCCUGCAGGCAGCUGGCGAGGCGGAGAAAAGUGACGGUCAGGACGAGGAGCCCUAUGGACCAGGACCCAGCCUCCGACCUCAAAAUGUUGGCAGUUGGCGUGAGGGUGGAGGCAGGAAUUUAAUCACUGCACCCAGCCCUGAGAUGGACGGCAAGGCUGCAGAGGAGGGCAGUACUGGUCCGGGUACCUCGACACCACCGGCGGAGGCUGAUGAGUCAGGGCGGGCUUUAACAGCUGACAGUCAAAGGGAGAAGACUGAGGGCAGGGAGAGGCUGCCCCCCUCCUCAGGACCCCCUCAGCCCAAACUGAACGGGGGGCAGCAGCCUCCUGUGGGGGUGCCCACUCACUUUGACCCAGCUUUCAGGAGCAUGAUGCCACCCUACAUGUUUCAUGCGUAUCCUCAGAUGACUUUUAGCCAGGGGCAAGGAAACCUCCGAUACCCUGUACCACAAGAUGGAGCCAAGGGUCCUCGCGCAGCUCGACCUCAGCAGGCCCCGCCUCAGUCGUGGCUUCAGGACCCGGACAGACCCUCCAUCGUCAGCGCCAAUGAACUGAAAGAGCUCGACAACUUGGACACUGACACUGAUGAGGGCUGGGCAGGAGCUCAGAUGGAGGUGGACUACACCGAGAAACUGAACUUUAGUGACGAUGAGGAGAACCAAGCUAAUAAAGAGAAAAGAGAAAACUGGGAGUGGAUGAGUAAAGUGGAUCGUAUGAGAUCUCGUCCACCAGACAGUCAGGAGGUCUGGAAGGAGGGCUCUGAGGACCUUGGGGGUGGUAAAUCCUCCUGGAUGGACAAUGUAGAUCCCAGAGCGCCAUCACCAGGCAAUAUCGGGCAGUACAAGUCAGCUGCUCCACAGCCUGGCACUCGUCCUGUUGGAGGCGGAGCGCCUCGUGUCAGUAAACCACAGGCGGCUGCAGCGGCCCCUGCUGCUGAUGAGGACCCAGAGGCUUGGCGACAGAAACGAAAGAAGCCUGUGGAGGUUUCUGAAGCUGUGGAGCGAGCAAGAAGGAGGAGAGAGGAGGAGGAGCGACGAAUGGAAGAACAGCGACUCGCUGCUUGUGCUGAAAAACUUAAGCGUCUCAAUGAAAAACACAAACAGUCGGCUGAGGGUAAACCUGCCCCUGCCCAGAUCGCCUCUGAUGACGGAGGAGCUGCAAGUGAGGAGACUGUCUCACCUGCUCCUGAUCUGGCAUCCAGCCCUGGACCUUCAAUCCCAACUUCACAAUCACAGACCUCCAUCAUGCCGGCUCCUCUGCCUGAGGGGGCAGAGCAAGAGAGUGAGAGGGUGGAGCGAGAGAUAGAAGAACCCAGUGUUCAGGAGGAGGUCCACCUGCCUCCUCAGCCCAGCCCCCCUAUCCACAGACAAGUGACCACCGCUCCAGAGCCUCAGAGUGAGGGUGAGGGCUCUCUGGUUGAGGUGGACCCCCUGGUGGAGGAGAACCAGGCUGAGCGGACUACAGUGCCUAUCGGAGAUUAUUUCAACAUGAAGGACAGCAGAGUUGAGGAGCCCCACCUCUCUCUGCCUCACAUGGACCCCCCUGGUGGAGAGGACGUCCCUGUGGCUCCUCCACAGCUAGAAGGAGAAGCUGCAAUAGCCAUGCGUCCUUCUCUCACUUCAGGAUAUUCCAAACAGUUUCAAAAGUCUCUGCCUCCUCGUUUCCUCAGACAGCAGGAGCAGAUGAAGCAGCAGCAGUGGCAGCAGCAGCAGGGUGGGGGCUCCAUGUCCCCAUCAGGGGGUGGAGGAGUUCCAGCCUCCCAGCAGCAGCACCGCUCCAUGUACCAGCCCAUUGGCCCCCACCACCAGCAUCUGGCCUCCAUGGGGUUCGACCCCCGCUGGCUCAUGAUGCAGUCUUACAUGGACCCCCGCAUGAUGUCGGGACGCCCCCCCCUGGACAUGCCGACCAACAUCCAUCAAGGGAGGAUGCCUCCAAAGCAGAUCGUGCGCAGAGAGCCUGGUGAAAACUCCAGCUCCAGCUCGGACUCCUUCGAUCACCUGACCAGACCAAUUCGAGACCACGGCCUGUCCCCAGACUCUCGGAUGUUGUGGGGAUCAGAUCCUUACCCUCAGUCUGAACCGCUACCGUCUGUGACUCCUCCCAAAGGACGGGACGAUAACAAGGAGCCCAGGAUGGAUUCAGGUCUGGAUCUGGACAGGGGGCUCCUUUCAAUGUAUAACCAGGACCACAGUACAUUGGACGCUCAUAAAAGUAACUUCUUCCAGGACCCUUCAGAGUCCCUGUCAGCCUUUACUCAAGGCCCAGAGAGCGGGUCAGGGCCUCUGGACAGGGUCCCUGUCAGCUCAGCCUUUGACCUUGAGGAGCCCGGCCUCCCCAGCGGGGAGGAGGUGGAGGCUCUGGGACAGGCGAUGCUCCAGAGGACCGUCUCUCAGGGCUCCAGCCACUCCAUUAAGCUGGAUGAGCCCCGGUUUGAAGGCCUCCCCCUGGGUACAAAAACAAUUGAGCUCCAGGACACAGAGCGGGCUGAUGAUAAGCCCCAGACUGAACUCUACCCCCAGGCUGCUGUGAGCAGCAGCAGGGCUACACCUCCUGCUGAUGGAUUACACAAACAAGAGAAGCUGCCUCUGCCAGCACCCAACAAGCAGAAAGCUGAGCUGCGCUGGGGGGGGCGAUCAGGGGCAGGGCGCCGAGAAGGACCUGGAGGAGAGAGGCCUGUCCGCAGGUCUGGGCCCAUAAAGAAACCUGUCCUAAGGGACAUGAAGGAAGAGAGGGAGCAAAGAGAGGAGAGGGAAAAACGCCAUGAAAGAGGCGAGAGAGGAGACCGAUCCAAGAAGGAUCAGUCAGCCAAAGCUCCUUCUGCAGCUGCUGUUCUGUCGGAGGGCUCCAGACCUCAAGGGGAGGGCAAGAGAGAGGCUACAGAAGCCGAGGAAACAACAAGUGGACAUCAGAGAACACGUGACUCUCAGCCUUCAUCUGGAGCUCCCACCUCUUCCUCUCAGGAGGAAAAAACAGACAAACUACCCAGUAAUGACAAACAUCAGGAGCCCAAACUGCCCUUAAGGAAAGAGUCCAACCUUCCUCCUCGAGGUUACAGGCGAGACGAGAGGGAGAGGGAGAGAGAGAGGGACCGAGACCGAGACCGAGAGAGGGAUAAGGAAAUGGACAAGGACAGAGACAGAGAGUGGCCAGGAGACUCGAAUUUCAAAGGACGCGGUCGAGGGGAGUAUUACUCCAGAGGGCGGAGUUACAGGGGGACUUACAGUGGUCGAGGCCGGGGGAGUCGUGGGCGAAGCCGGGCUGAGUACCCCUACAGGGAGCCCCGAUCUCGCUCUGAUCUACCGUCUGUAGGGGGCGCUGCAGCCUUUAGAAACAGGGAGGAGAGCGAGACGCGUAGUGAGAGCUCAGACUUUGAGGUUAUUCCUAAACGCAGGCGGAGGCGGGGCUCAGACACAGACUCUGAGAGUGAAGGUGGGAGGGAGUCUGCCAGUGAUACAGGACCCUCAGACCGGGAGCCCAGCACCAAACCCAGCCGUCCUCUGAGGAGAGAGCUGCCUGGGGAGGCCCGCUCUGGGCCCCACAAACCAGGCUUUGGACCUCCUCAUAUAGGGGAGAAGAGUGGAAUGAGAGGGGACGAUGACAGCAGGCCUAAGCCAGGGUUCCUCCCUAAAGGAGAGCCCUCUCGGCGAGGAAGAGGGGGUCUAUACAGCAGACGAGGAGGUGCGAGGGAGCGCGGCGGCCCCCGCUCUGCUCCUCUCAGACGGCCCCCCAGAGAGUCCUCCUCCCAGUGGCCUUCUAAACCCAUGGAGACAUUCAGACCUGAGGACGCAGAGUCCACACCCAGAUAUGACAAUCACCCCGCUGACCGACGGCCCCCCAAACCUGAUGGAAAGAAAUUUGGGGAUGGGGCUCCUCAGAGUAGUAGAGAAAGGCCUCGUCGAUCCAGACCAGCAAGGCCCCCAAGACAAGACAAACCCCCUCGAUUCAGACGAUUGAAAGAGCGGGAGGCUGCAGUGUUAGCGAGCGGGGAGAUGGCUCCAAGUCCCCCCGUCCCUCUGCUCCCAGUGCCUUCUGCUACCCUCCAAAGCUCCGCCCCCAACCAGGUGUCUCUCUCCCCCACCCUGUCUAGAGCUCCAGGGACCCCUGUAACUGUGCCUGCGGAGGGGACAGCCUCUGUGCCUGCCCCCGACCUUCCCUCUCCUACAGAAGCCCCCCUGCCAGAAUCCAGCAGUCCCCCAAUCACUGCUGUCGGUACCAAGUCCCCAGACCUGUCCAACCAGAACUCUUCAGACCAGGCCAACGAGGAGUGGGAGACAGCCUCAGAGAGCAGUGACUUCAACGAGAGGAGAGAGCGAGAGGAAAGGAAGGGAGCACAGGAGGCUAAUAAAGAAGCAGCCACUGCCUCUGCACCACCACCUGCACCUCCCCAAGGCUCUCUGACCCCAAACAAAAGCCCUCCUGAUGGAGGGAUGAUUCUUAAACGUGAAGGAGCUCCUGCAUCAAAGAGGAGUUUCUCCAGCCAGAGGCCGACGGAGAGGCCGAACAGGAGAGGAAACAGUGGAUCCAAACCAGGCCGGAGCUACACUGGGGGCAAGGGGGAGAGGAGGGGAGGGGCCAAAGCUGGCCGCAAAGGCCCUCCAGCCCAGCAGAACUCAGAGGCGACACAAUCAGCAGCUGGAGGAGCAUCUCAGAGAUCUGCUAAAGAUCAGCCUGCUCGCCGCAAAGAUGACGCCAAACAAGCCGCCAAGAAGCCCAAAGAGAACGCUCUCUCUCAGUUUGAUCUCAAUAACUAUGCCAGUGUUGUAAUUAUUGACGACCACCCAGAGGUCACCACUACGGAGGACCUGCAGUCCAACACCAACGACGAUGGCUUCACGGAGGUCGUCUCACGGAAGCAGCAGAAACGGCUUCAGGAUGAAGAGAAGCGGAAAAAAGAGGAGCAGACCCCUCAGAACUGGAGUAAGAAAGGUUCGGGUGAAAAGAGCAGAGGAGGAGGAGGAAAGCUGCCCCCAAGAUUUGCCAAAAAGCAGUCGUCGCAGCAGCAGCAGCAGCAGCAGCAGCAGCAGCAGCAACAACAACAACAGCAACAGCAGCAGCAACAAAUGCAGCAGCAACAACAGCAACAGGCCGCCCAGUCCCAGCCUCCUGUCACCUCCACCCCCCAGGCCCCACAGCAGCCCCCCAUCUCUGUUCCCCAGCAUCCUCACCUGGCCCCCGUCCAGCCAGCUGCAGCCCCCCAGGCUCUGGAGGCAGCCAUGGCUCCUCUACCCUCCAUCCCCCCUCCUACUGUGGACUUCACAUCCAAGAGCCUGCCUCCUGCCCCCACGCCCACGCACAACACCUUGGGUACAGAACUGUGGGAGAACAAGGUGACCGGUGCUGCUGUGCUACCCGACGUAAAAAAACUCGGUCCGAUCAGCCCUCCUCAGCCUCCAACAGUGAGCGCCUGGAACAAACCUCUUACCUCCUUCACCGGCACAGUCUCCUCUGAGGGUGUGAAGCCUGGCUCAGAGGGCAGUGCUGUGGAUCUGGCCAUAGACAGUAUUCAGUUUGGAGCGCCGUCAUCUGCAGGCAGCACCGACAGUGAUGGUGUUCCUGCGCUGCUAGAGAGCAGCUCUGAAAACAUGCUACCUGCUCCCAAAGAACAGAGACAGAAACAACCUCGAGCUGGACCAAUCAAAACUCAGAAGCUUCCUGAAAUAGAACCAGUAGAAACCAAGGAGUACAAGCCCGGUCCGAUCGGGAAGGAACGCUCUCUGAAGAACCGUAAGGCCAAAGGAGGAGAAGGAGAGGGGAUGGAGGGAGUAGUCCCAGGAGGAGGUGUCAGCAGAGCCACAGACUCCAGUCCUCCCAGCAGUGACACCACAGUACCUGAGCUGGGUGGAGACAUCGAGGGCAUGAUCACAGUGCCCUCAGCAGAGUACAACAGUAACUCCAAGGAAUUGGUCACAGACUACACGGCCCCCUCCUCCUCGCUGGCUGACAGCGUUCCCACAGUAGGGAACAAAAUGGAGGAGAGUUUGGUGGCAAAUGUGGCUUUGCCCCACUCGCUGCCCCUCCCUCGGAGAGAGACGCUGCAGCAGAGCUCCAGCCUCAGCACCGUCUCUCCUGCGACAGUCGACCUAACACUGAAGAUGGAAUCCGCUCGGAAAGCGUGGGAGAACUCCCCCAGUCUGGAGAAGAACUCUCCAGUCACCUCCUCCUCUUCCCCCAUUACCUCCUGUGCAUCGUCAUACUCCACGUUCUCCUCCGCCUCCAUGCCUCAGAUACCUGUUGCUUCUGUCACCCCAAGCACCUCCCUGUCAGGUUCUGGUACGUACACAACAUCCUCCCUCAGCACGAAGACCACCACCGCAUCUGACCCCCCUAACAUCUGUAAGGUGAAGCCUCAGCAGCUGCAGGGUGGAGGUCUGUCUUCCUCCGGCAGUAGCUUCUCUCAACUUGGCUGUGUGCCUCCCCUCCUGCCCCAGCAGCAGACCCCCCAGGUUUACGUUUCUCAGUCUGCAGCAGGUUCUGCAGCUCAGAUUCCAGCCUUCUACAUGGACACAAGUCACCUCUUCAGCACUCCCCACCCCCGCCUGGCUCCGCCCUCUUUGGCCCAGCAGCAGGGCUUCCAGCCCGGACUCUCACAGCCGACAGCGGUGCAGCAGAUCCCCAUCCCUAUCUACGCCCCCCUGCAGGGUCAGCACCAGCACCAGCACCAACACCAACACCAACACCAACACCAACACACACACCAGGCUCAGCUGGGACUCAGCACAGGUCCUCCAGUCUCUCAGCCCCAGGACCUGUUCAGCUCCUCUCUACAGCCGUACAGGUCCCAGCAGGCCUUCAUGCAGAGCAGCCUGUCUCAGCCCUCCAUGAUGCUGUCAGGACCGUCGCUGCACAGUUACCCCGGUGUGCAGGCAGCCGAGCUCGGCAAGCCUCAGUCAAACCUGGCCUAUCAGCAGCCCUCCUCCACCCAGCACAUCCCUAUCCUGUUCGAACCGCAGCUCAACCAGCCGUCAGGCAUGGGGGGCUCCCAGCUCAUCGACACACACCUGUUGCAGGCUCGACAAAGCAUGAACCAGCACUCGAAUCUGUACUCUGGACAGGUGCAGCAACAUGGUCAGAGUAGUUACUAUAGCAACACUCAGUCGCAAAGCUCUGCCAUGCAACAGGUGACCGUCCCUCUGCCCAGCUCUCAGCUCUCUCUGCCAAACUUUGGCUCAGGUGGAGGUCAGCCCCUCCUGGCUCUGCCCCCCACUCCUCCACAGGCUCAGCCCCCCAACAUCAACCGGCAGCCUCCCAUCUCCCAACAGUACAGAGGCAUCAUGGGCCAUAACCACAGCAUGAUGCAGCCCCCCACCAACAAGCUGGACAUGGACCUGAAGCUGUUUGGCAGUGGGAUGGAUGUGAAACCUGGAACUCCUCCUGUCAGCGCCAGGAGCACCACCCCCACCUCCAGCCCCUACAGGGCGAGCUCCACAUCUCCCAGUAGUCAGUCCAGUAAGAUGAACAGUAUAAUGUACCAGAAGCAGUUUCAGCCCAGCUCUGCAGGCAUGAGGAUGACGCAGCACUUCCCCGGCCAGUUCAACCCACAGAUUCUGUCUCAGCCCAACAUCGUGUCUCCGCUUGUUCGAUCUCCUCACGCUAACUCUUUUGCUGGAGGUGUGCAGCGCUCGCCCAUGGGCCCUCCCAUGUCAGCUAAUGUGGGUGGCGGUCUCAUGCCCCACCCUCGACCCCAGCUCCCACAGCACCAACAGCACCCGCAGCACCAACAACAUCCGCAGCACCAACAACAUCCGCAGCACCAACAACAUCUGCAGCACCAACAGCACCCGCAGCACCCGCAGCACCCGCAGCACCUGCAGCACAGCCAGCACGCCCAACGAGGACCUCCUGGUCCCCCCCUUGUACCCCGAGGCACACAGGCGGCUAUGAAGGCGGAACAGGACCUGAAGGCGAAGCAGCGGGCCGAGGUGCUGCAGUCCACUCAUAAGUUCUUCUCGGAGCAGCAGCAGCAGCAGCUCAAAGCCCCCCAGGUCAGCAAAGUGUCCCGGCUGGAUCAGGGCGGGAAACCCCCCCUUGACAUCCCAGCCCCAAACCACCAGGCAGGAGGAGAUCGCCCGGAUUCUGACAAACCUCCCGUCUCUGCAGCCAAACCCAUACGGACCGGCCCCAUAAAACCACAGGCCAUCAAACCAGAAGAGGGCAAGUAGAGAGCAGCCCCCCCCCCCCCCUCUUCAGACGACCUGUGCACGGAUGGAAGAGAGGAGAGAGGGUCAGGCCCCGUCACUCUGCACCCACCUCAUAUCAGCCCCUGAGAUGGGGGGCAGAGUGGGGGAGGAGGGUGAUUACUGACAGUAGACACUGUCAUCUUCUUACUCCUACUCCCCCCUUGUCCCCCUGCAGAUGGGGUCUUUGUCCCCUCUCCCUCAUCCCCCUGCAGGUGGGGACCUUUCAGUUGGAUUCUUCCAUCGUUUAAAGAGGCUGUUGAUAUAAAUCUACAGAGGGUAGAUCAGAGAGCUGGAGGAGAGAAUGAAGAGAUUUGCUGCUGAGUUUGCCAUUUUUCUAGCUCUUGAUUUCUUUGUUUUAUUUCUCAGAUAGGAUCUCAUGUUAGAGGAAGAACCAAUCAGUUUGUUUUUGUAGUCAGAACAAUCCUGUUAAAGAGGCGUCACUUUAUGUUCUCCAUCAUAACUAAUCCAGAGGUUUGUGCGUCUCCCCACUCACUCAAGGGUUUGAUGCACAUUGUCCUCACAGAGACAUGAAAUCACAAACUGUCCUCGCUUUUUUUUUUUUUUUUUUUUUUUUCGGUUUUAUUUCUGUUGUAUCGGAAUGGAAAUGUGAAAAUUGCAGCAGUUAAUUGACUUAAAUGAUUGAUUUUUGAUUAGUCUGCCUGUGAGCCUUUGCUCCUGCCUUCUGCUCUCAUCUCCUGCCUGAAAAGUACUGAUGUGUGUGUGUGUGUGUGUUUGUGUGUGUGUGGGGUGGGGGUGUGUGUUUGUAGCUCCUGUAUAUUUAGCCAAAGGUUAAAGCAGCACAGGGAUGAUGUCACAGCCCUGUAGGAUGCUGUUUCCAUGGCAGCAGAGUGUUGAAUGGGGAUAAAGGAUUACAUUGAUGAUGUAUGAUCACUACACACAGCUGUCACUCACCCUGUCACUGCUUACACACCACCCUUGCUGUCUGUCACACACACUCACACACACUUCACUGUAAAGCACCCAGACCUGCUGCUAUUGUCUGAUCAGUGCCCUUAGCUAGCCGUUAGCAGGAUAGGGCUAAAUAGAGGAGCUGAGUGUUGAAACAUUAGAAAUCUUUGAGCAUGUGUCUGUCCACCCUCACGAGAGGGCGAUUGAGGACAAGACACAGGGAUGGAGAGAGAUGAAAAGAGGAGGAGCCUGAUGUUUGAUGCGUUGGGGCAGGAGGACACGUGAUGUUUGGUUGUGUUUACUGACAAAAGCGAUCAGUGCUGUUUCCUGUCUCUGCCUCACCUCCGCUGGCUCACCCGCCCGCCCACAGCGCUUUCAUCUGGGAUUGUGGUGACGGGGUCCUUCAGAUAUGUACAGUAGUAUGAACCCAGAGGUGGUGGUGGGGUGGGUGGGGUCCUCCUCACCUGUAACCUGUGGGAGAGUCCCUGCUGUGGAGGAUGGAUGAGGGAGGGAGGGGAAUGAUUUUUUCUUGUUUUGUUUUUGUUGAACUUGUACAGGGGUUUCAUCGCUGUAUUAAAAUAUGUACGGUCUUAUUUACAUUCUCUCGGUUUGGUUACAGAAACUAAUAAAAAAUAAUAUACUGUUGACAUG
Messenger RNA from Labrus bergylta (ballan wrasse), 10598 nucleotides. It is a transcript of the gene prrc2c, whose product is annotated as proline-rich coiled-coil 2C. Gene Ontology annotation, biological process: cell differentiation. The record is from RefSeq and is a predicted model, not a curated record. NCBI's taxonomy places the organism in Eukaryota, Metazoa, Chordata, Actinopteri, Labriformes, Labridae.